CCGCACUCUGCCCCGCUACAUUGCCUAUAAAAGUCCUUUGACCCCACUUUCACCUUCUCUCUCCUUUAUAGAGAUUAUACACACCAUUCUCUCUUGAAACUACAUACUUUUAUAAUCUAUACACACAUUAUGGUUAAAGUUGCUGUUUGUGGCGCUGCCGGCGGGAUCGGCCAGCCAUUAUCCCUCUUGUUGAAGUUGAACCCACUUGUUUCCGAGUUGUCGUUGUAUGAUAUUGCCAAUUCCGCCGGUGUUGCGGCCGAUUUAUCGCACAUAAGCACCCCUGCCAUCGUUAAGGGCUACGCUCCCGCCUCUAGGGAUGACUUGGAGGCCUUGGGCAGCGCCUUAACCGGAUGUGAGGUGGUGAUCAUCCCGGCCGGAGUGCCGAGAAAGCCUGGCAUGACUAGAGACGACUUGUUCAAGAUCAAUGCCGGGAUCGUGAGAUCUCUAGUUGCCGGUGUUGCCAAGCACUGCCCACGGGCCGUUGUGUGCAUAAUCUCUAACCCGGUGAAUGCCACCGUACCGAUUGCGGCGGAAGAGUUGAAAAAGCAUGGUGUAUUUGACCCCAAGAAGUUGUUCGGUGUCACCACCUUGGACUCCGUCAGAGCCGAGACCUUUUUGGCGGAGUUGAUUGGUGCCAAGGACCCAGAAGUCUUGAGAGGCGAAGUUGCCAUUGUGGGUGGCCACUCUGGGGACACUAUUGUACCCUUGUUAUCCAAGUCGUCCAAGCACGCUUCCCAGAUUGCGAAAUUGCCCCAAGAGACGUUGAAGAAGUAUAUCCACCGCGUGCAGUUUGGUGGGGACGAAGUGGUUCAGGCCAAGAACGGUGCUGGCUCUGCCACCUUGUCUAUGGCCCACGCUGGCUACCGUUUUGCUGAGUUGAUCAUCCAGGCCAAGAGCGGCAAGUCCGUCACCCGCUCCAGAAGUUUCACUGAUGCCGCUUAUGUCUACUUGCCGGGUAUUGAGGGUGGUAAGCAGGUCUCCCAGACAUACGGGGUCGACUACUUUGCUCUUCCAGUGCGUUUAGCCAGAGAUGGUAGCGCCGAAAGCGUCGACGCCAGCGUGUUAAAAGGCGUCACCUCCCAGGAGCGGGAAUUGUUGAAGAUUGCUGCGGCCGGUGUGGGCAAGUCUGUUGUGCAGGGCACAAACUUUGUUGUCGGCGCAAAGUUGUAA
Messenger RNA from Babjeviella inositovora NRRL Y-12698, 1170 nucleotides. It is a transcript of the gene MDH1-3, whose product is annotated as malate dehydrogenase. Gene Ontology annotation, molecular function: L-malate dehydrogenase (NAD+) activity. The coding region runs from base 130 to 1170 and encodes 346 amino acids. Gene Ontology annotation, biological process: tricarboxylic acid cycle; malate metabolic process. NCBI's taxonomy places the organism in Eukaryota, Fungi, Ascomycota, Pichiomycetes, Serinales. The record is from RefSeq and is a predicted model, not a curated record. Gene Ontology annotation, cellular component: cytoplasm. The transcript has a single exon.